GCGCUAAUAACGCCCGACUAUAAUUAAUAAGCCAUAAGAUGACAGUUCGAAUUCGAAUUCCGAAUGUUCGAAUUUAGGAGCGGAACGGUCGGGAGCGCGCGCGCGACAGAGACCGGUAUAUAUCUUCGCGCGUCUGCUAUUUCGGUGACGUCGGCCGGUGCAUAGAGAAAUAAUAAUGAAAAGUGGCAUUCACUAUUCAGUAAUUUCGUUGUGUUUACGCGUCGUGCUGGCUUGUUUUGUGGACGGCGGUUUCUUUUUUUUUUUUGUUCGUUUUUUUUUUUUUGUUUUUCGAAUCGGCGUGACAUCUCAGCGGAACUAGUGGCGCCCUCUGGACGGAUCGUGUGCUCAACGCGACUGUGUGUAGUAGUACGCACGGUCGUAAAUAUUGUAAUUCACGGACCUGUCACAACAAUGGCAGGAACCUCGUGGACGUAUUAACGUACAAUGUAUUUAUGAUGUGUGAUGUGACGCGUUUUUGGCGCGGCGGAACCGCGGCCGGCUCGUAGCGCAGAAAAUUGAGCUAGCGGUGGUGAUACUUUUUUUUUUUUUUUGUAAUUCCAAACUUUACCUACGGCGAUCUUCAGUUGCGCGCGAGCUGUCCCCGCACGCGCCUCGCGUCCCCCUAACGAAACGAAAACCGCCGAAAAACCACCGAAUGUGUCCCGGUUCGGCCUCGAGUCCCGCCGAAACGCGACCAGCCGAACUCUGUGCGAACCACUUCGAAGCGUUCCAUUUUCGAAUCCGUUCAUACAACGCAGCGCGCGUUCGAUGACCUCAUAAAGUGAAACUAAUUAAUUUUCGCUCCUCUUUCACUUUGCUCAAUAUUGUGAUUUAGACUUUAGUGCCUUGCCCGUACAAAAAAAAAGAACUCGAAGAAUAUUGUGAUGAUACAGUGCAAACUAAGUUAAUUAAAAUAGUUAGUUUAAUCAGAGUGUAUUUUGCGAACUAUAUGUUCUUAUUAAGAAACGUUUGAAUCCGGAAUGGAGCACGUCGUGAAUGGACAAAUACUGCGCUUUGUCUAGGGUGUUCGAUGUGCCAUGGCGGAGUGCUCAUUCGCGCGGUGCCAGCAGGAACGUAGAGCCAUACGCAAGGAGCUACAGCGCUGGACCAAGAACAUGGUCUACAUACUGGGUCUAGAACGGGUGGCGGAAGAGUUGAUGGGUAGAAGAAAAUGGAAACUAUAUCAGGACGCGUUAAUACCAAAGCGAAACGAACAGGACGAUUCAGACGAUUCGAUGCCAUCCACCGACCCGCCCCCGGCGCUCAAGAUCAAAACCAUCGAGGAAAUCAACGCGCCAGAAGACGAGAGGCCCAGGGUCGAGAGCGAUGGAAACGGCCAAGAGUCGAAGACGUCACGGCCGGAGACGAUCCUGGAGAGUCUGAUCAAGAGACCAGCGACGCAACCGAAAGUGGAAGUCCUAGAGGAACCAGCGGAUUGGAAGCCGCCAGACAAGUGCUACUUCUGCGUAGAUGGUGAGCCCAGGGCUACAGCUGAAGCUGCUCAACCCGUCGGCGCUACCAGUCCCGCGUCAGAGUCCGAUAGCAGUUCUGUGUCCGGCACGAACAGUCCAGCUGCGGCUCCUCCACUGCUGCAGCAUCUCCUGCAGCUCCAAGCGCAGAACCCACAGACUAUAGCACAGUUCCAGCAGAUGAUAGCGGCGUUGACGGCGCUGGGCACGGGGCUGGUGCCUCCACCGCUCACGCAGGCCUGGAUGAUGCAGAGGUUCGCGCAGCAGCGACACCAGGCCGACAGGUUGUCUGAAAGCGAUAAAGCGGCGGCCCCUUCGUCUCCAAGUCCUGUAGAACAGCCGCUGGACCUGAGCGCCAAGUCUACGUCCAGCACCAGCGGUACGCCUCCGCCUGACCCCAAAUUCUUGGAUAGCAGAUUAAGACGAACAGCUUUAGAUGGAGCAUCGAAUAGCACGGGGCGGCGCACUUAUACGGAAGACGAGCUGCAGUCAGCCCUGCGCGACAUCCAGUCGGGGCGGCUCGGCACGCGACGGGCUGCCGUGCUUUACGGCAUCCCGCGCUCCACCCUACGGAACAAGGUCAACAAGUUCGGCCUCGUCGCGGAUAACCACGACUCCGACCCCGACAGCGACCAGGACCGCGCCGAGUCUCCGUCUUCUGUCAUACUCAAGAUACCGACCUUCCCUCCCCCCGAUGACAAGAGCCCGUCACCAGCGACGCCAGUCACUACGCCGAUCACCCCCCUCACGCCGCUCAUCUCCCAGCCGCCGCCGUCUCUGAACCCGCCUUCGAAUCUCCUCUUGUCACCGUCCGUGUUCGCCGACCCGCCAGCUGGAUCCCAACACAUUUUUACGUCGUUGAAUGACGUUAUAGCGAAAAGCAUAAGUCAGAAAUUCCAGCAGCCGCUCGACAGGACACACCAAGCGGACCUUUCCUUCAUGAGAGCGCCGGACGCUCGACACGUGUCGGUCAUCAAGAGCCAAUCUGACAACCAAAGGAACUACGCGAUGCCGAGCAAUUCCAAGGUGCCUACGAACAAUAACGGCCAAGCGGCCGCUGGAGGCAAAGGCACUAGACCCAAGAGAGGUAAAUAUAGGAACUACGAUCGAGACAGCCUCGUUGAGGCGGUGAAAGCAGUCCAGCGAGGAGAGAUGUCCGUGCACCGCGCCGGCUCUUAUUACGGUGUCCCACACUCAACGCUCGAAUACAAAGUCAAGGAAAGACAUUUAAUGCGGCCUAGGAAGCGCGAACCAAAACCUCCUCCGCAAGAUACGAAGCCGCAGCCUCCUAAGCCGCUCCCACCGAAGCCACCGGGCAAGCCAUUCUCAAACGGACUCAACGGGCCUGAGACUCCAACGUACCCGGCGGGCUACCCGUUCUGGGCUAGUCCCGGCUUCGCUCCUCCACCGACGCCAGAUCUGUACGCGUCGCACAUGAUGCGGCGGUUGCGUGAGGAAGCACCUCCGCCAGCAAACGGAUCGUUCCUGGAGGGGAUCAUCCGGUCAAGCCUGGAGCGGCCCGGAGCGGCGCUGAUGCAGCGGCUGGCGAGCGAGUCCCCGAGCCUGGUGCGGCGGCUCGCGGCCGACGUGGAGGAGCCGACGGCGCGACGGCCGCGGCUCGACAGCUCGGACCACCAGCUCGCGGCUGAGAUGCGCGAGGCGGUGCAGCGGCUGCGCGCCGACAAGCUCCGUCCGCGGAACGGCACCCCCGCGCCCAGCCCGCCCCCCGCGCCGCCUGACCGCGCCUAGUGCCCUCACACACACUACAUUCCGCUCUCGGCCCCCGCCGAUUCCUUUACUGCCUUUCGUGAUCACUUCCCGCUUCCGUGCCGACCCGGUCUCUCGUAGACGAUUCUGUAUCCCCGUAUUACCAAAUAUCACAAUAGUUACCUUAAGUUCUGACCGGUUCGAUAAAUCACAGCUUUACCGAUGCGAUAUCACAAUAGUAUUUAGUGUGCCGUGGUCGUCCCGUGCGUCGCGACCUGCCGCCCCCCCCGGGACGGUCCGGUGGCAACAUGGAGGACGAUGUGGACGGACAGGAGGGAGUGGCUACAAUCGGACCCAACUUUACAAUUACAAUAAUAAAACUAAAAUAGUACAAUUUAAAAGAAUAAGACAAACAUAUUUCAAAUUAUUGAAGGGUACUCGUACGAGAUUCGAAACGAGCACUAGUAUACGUCACGUCCGGCGCUAGGGUUGACAGAGCCCAAACGAAACCGGAAUCUCACGAUUUUCGACAUUGUUUUAAAUGAAAAGACAACCAAAAGUUAACGUUAUGAAAAUUUAAAACUAUUUAAAUAUUGUGUAAGUUAAAGAAAAGUAAGAAAAAAAAACAUUGUAACAAAUUUAAUUAAUUAUAAAGCUAGCUAUGAAUGUAAAUGUUAUCGAUUUUUAAGUGAACUAUUGCAGAUUUUUGUGCGGUGUUUUUUAUAAUUAGAUAGGUAAUCUAUUGAAUGGAAUGAUUGGCGCUGAUGGCGGGCGGAGCGGGCGCGGGGGGCGCCGCCCUCGUGCUGGGACGCGCGAGGACUUAUGUGCAAUUAUUAUUUUGUAUAAAAAUAAUAGUAAUUUUUAAACUGUGUCUAAGCUAACACGUGGAUUUCCAUUAUACUGAAUGUGAUAUUUAGGUAUUACGAGUGCGGCUUGUUCGAGCGACCAGACGCGGGGAGCCCGGCCCGCGCUUUAUACACGGACGUACAUUAGAUACAUCUAGUGAACAUACACAUAUAUAUAUAUUUUAUGUAACAUUAUUGUAUCUUAAGAUAUAAAGAAUAUAUUCUUAUUUUUCAUGGUCCAAGUUUUAAAAUGUUUUAUCGACUAUACAAUAAAUUAAAAAGAAGAAAAAAAAAUCAAGAAAAAUAUGUGAAUAACCAUUAUUAUAUUCUCGUCGACUUUAAAAUAUACAUAUGUCGUGUUAAAGAACUACCCUCAGGAGAUUUUCAAAUUUAGCGAAAUAAAAAUUCUCGGUGUUCAAAAACUAUAUAUUUAUUAUUAUUAAAAUUAAAAUUAAACUUACGAUAUGAAAAUAAAUGUAUACGCUCGCCCAAAUUAAAUUUAGGUAAAUAUUCAAAAUUAAUCUAAUACGAUUUGUAUUGUGUAAGUUAAUGUGUACGUGUGCGCCUCAUGGAAAUUAAGAUGUCUUUGUAUUAUCUAAACCAUAUACAUAAUUAUAUUAUAUGUAUACAAAAUGUUUUAUGUAAUGAAAAUUCGUACGUUUUUCCUCCACGCGAGCUGUAUUUAAAAAAAGAAAGUUUGGACUCGACACUUCGACAUAACAAUAAUAAAAAAAACGGGAAACAGUUUAGAGGAAUAUCCACGCUAAUACAUACAUAUCGAUUGUGCCGAGAUGUCGAAUGCAAUCUCAAAUUUGACAAAAACAAAAAAAUAUAUAGAAAUUUUUAUAUUCAAAAUUUUAAACUAGUCGAUAGAAUACUUUUUUCACUUUAUGAUUUCUUACUUCGUAUAAUUUUUCGAUGUAUUUUUAGGCGUAUUUUUUAAUCUAUCUAAAAUGUUAAAAUCAUGCAUUUAUCUUCGAGGAAAUCUAAAGUUUUAUACGCGGCAACACCGCACGUUCGUAUCGUUUAAAUAUCAAAUCGAACAUUUUACUUUUUUUCUUUGUUUAUUUGUAAACUGGAUUCUAUGUGUUACGCCUGACAUUGUUGCUAGCUUAAAUAAAUAAAUAAAAAAGGUUAUUUUAUGUAAGUUUGUACAGAAUUAAUAGGAUGGGACAAUUUGCAAAGAGUAUUUAGAUAAUAACAAACAUUCCGAUUAGAAUGUUAUUAGAAUUUUUUUAUUAUUAUAUUAUUAUUAUUAUAUUAUAAAUAAUAUACAUUAUUUUUACAUCGGGAACAAAUCAUUACGUUGUUUAAUCUUAUUUUUAACGUUAGUUAUUUUGUAAGGCGCUUUAUUUUUAACCCUUUAAUAAUUUAAUUAUGUAGUUAAAAGCGAAAGAUGAAAUGUUAUGGCAGUGAUUGUUUUCGAAGCGUCCCGGGCUCCGAGAUCCCGGGGCUGAAUAGAUUCGCGACUGAUAUUUGUAUUAGAGGAACAAACCGUUAUAGUGGCAACACUCUCACGGUCUGUACAAAUUGUAUACGCCGGUCGACACCGCGAGAGACAAAGAUGUUAUUAACGGCGAUUUGUUUUCUUUUUUUUUUUUGUUAUUACAGAUUAAGUUUUCGAAAUACGCAAAUUAUCAAACCUUCCUGCUCGAAUACCUCAUUUCGAUUAGUAGCAUAUGUUUUUUUUUUUUUACAAUCGGUGUUUAAAUUGGCUGUCUGUGCGUAUUUCGGGAGCCCUUAAUCUGUCCUCUCAAAACUGUCGCUGUGUAGUGAAUCAUUUUACUGUACAUUGUUCGAUAAGUUCUUUUUUCAACAUAGUUUAGGUAUUUUUAAUUAAAAAAAAAAUACAUACAGUAUGUAGUGUAAUUUUUCAAUUAAUUAGGUAGUCGGUAGUGAUUCUUUAAUAUUUUGUUAAUUUUUUUUUUCCGUACACGUAUUUCUUCUUAAGGUUUUAGUAUUUAGUCUUGAACGGUCCUCGACUGAUCCAGGAACAAAAGACAGUGAAAGGAAGUUGCAUUUUACAAUCAAGUGAAAAAAAACAAAAUAAAAAGUUUUCGUGUAACGAAACGCAAACGCUAGAAAAGGGUUUAAGCCUAUUUAAUCAACAAAACGCGUGACUUCUCUUUUUAAAAAUAAAAAAAAAAUACCGAGAGAAAAGAAAAUGAAAAAUUCAAAUUCGAACCGCUCGAAUUCGAACAUUUCAUAAAUGGAACACAGCCAAACGAAAGAAACGAGGAUUUCGCGCCGAAACUCGUAAAAGACAUUGCCAGAUAUUAAUUAUAAGCUUCUUUUUUUUUUAAACGAAUGUCGUUCGAUGCUUGCACGUUCCCGUGUAGCCGUUUUCGGACUAAAAGACGAGCGGCAGCGCCGUGUGCGUGUAUUCGCGGGAUUUAUAUUCCAGUUUUAGUAUUCCAUGGAUGCGUCGUGACCGCCCGUGUCCAAGUUCGACUGACGGUAGACGCAAUGUAUAACUAAGAAUCACGUCUUUUUAGCUAUCAUUAAUUACUUUCCUUUGUUCCCUUUUCUUAUGUAGAAGUUUUUUUUUUUUUAAAUUUAUCGAUAAAGCAAACGAAGUUUUGCUCUGCGCUUGUCCGUUCCGUGUUUUAAAAGGCGCAGCGGCCCGGAAGUUUAAGGGGAGCCGAUUCGUAAAAUGUAUGUACAACUGGAAGCAUUUAAUUUUUAGGAAAUAUUGAAAGUGAAAUUUGUUAUUUUUAUCGAUGUUGUAAAUUCGUCUAAAAACGUCGUAUAUUUAUUUACAAGCUGACGCUUUUAAGGAAGUUAACAUCACAUUGCUGGGGGACGUUUCCGUUAAGAGAUAUUGUCUAUGAUAAUCGAUAAUUUUUUCUUAAUUCAGGGAGAGGACCAAUGUAUAUUCAUAGAGACGUUAUCGUAUGCUCACAUUUUAUUAUUAUUAUUAUUAUUUGAAUAAUAUAUAAACAGCAGAAUAGUUGAGAUCAAACUAUAAAUAUUGUUAUUUAAUUAUUGAGUACAAGUUUUUUUGAAUGAUUUUUUUUUAAUAUUCUUCCCUCUACUCGCCUGAUAUCUUUUGUUAUUUUGUUCCUUUAGUUUUAUAUCUUUAUUGUUUAAAUGUCAUUAAGCCCAAUAAUGGCUAGUUAAUGAUUUAUUACAAAUUUAUAUAGGUAAUAUUAUGAUAAUGUAAAUCUACUAUUCCCGCAAUCUAAGCGUUUAUAUUCACGCUGAGACCGUGAAAUGCGAUUGGCAAAUACAAUUGGCACAACUUUAUUGUAUUCAAUAUCUAGUCAAAAUAUUAGAAUUGAAAAAAAAUUAAUCUAAAAAGUUACAAUUCGACUGAAUUUUUUGAUAGCAAAAACAAAACUAAAAACUUAAAAAAAUGACGUCCAAAAAUGCGAAGUCGCCUGGCGACAUAAGUUGGUGAUGAUUAAAUGAAAAAAAAAAACGAUUUGAAUUUGGAAUUGUAGACUAUACCUGUUUGUAAUGUAUACUCUGUGGACUCGGAUGCGGCAAAGGGAUGCCGGAACAUGUUUCUCUUCAAUCGUACUGUGUCCUCUAUGUAUAGGUGUUUAUAUCUUACGUUAUAUGGCAGGUGUGUGAGAAUGCGACUAUUAAAAAAAACCUGUAUACAAUAAAUUUCUUUCAUUUGUUGAA
Molecule: messenger RNA, 7651 nt
Organism: Bombyx mandarina (wild silkworm)
Lineage: Eukaryota; Metazoa; Arthropoda; Insecta; Lepidoptera; Bombycidae
Gene: Eip93F
Product: Ecdysone-induced protein 93F
Biological process (GO): regulation of transcription by RNA polymerase II
Cellular component (GO): nucleus
Molecular function (GO): DNA binding
Source: RefSeq, a predicted model, not a curated record